GCAUUUCUCAACACUGAUUGGUCAGACAACCUCUGAUGUAAGGGCUCAGCCCAUUCAGUCCUGGCUGCGAGAGGUGUUUUGGUAUUUUUAUUGCCAUAAGGUCCUUCCAAAAUCCACAUUCAGAUCCACACAACACUCCCUAGGUUGUCCACUUUUGUUCACAACACUGCUACUGCUCUGUUAAUCAGCAUGGCUUAUCCACUGGUGAUUCUGCUCUGUGUGGGACUGCUGCACCAGACAGCACAGGCUGUCCGGAUGGAUAAACUUGCAGACAACAAGACUUGUGGAGAUGCAGAAUGCUCAUAUGUUCUCUCCAUGGCCACAGUCAUGGACGACUUCAUAGCUCCUGACUGCAGAUUCAUCAACCUCAGGAAGGGUCAGAUGGUCUAUGUGUAUUCUAAACUCACACCAGAGGAGGGCGCUGGAGUCUUUUGGUCUGGAAGUGUUUACAGCGAGCGGUACGUGGACCAGAUGGGAAUUAUUGGAUACUUCCCUGCAACUGUGGUGAAGGAGACACAGAAGUUCAUGGAAGACACGGUUAAGAUUCCCACGACAGACAUGGACUUCUACUGUGAUUAAGACAUGACAGAUGAGGACUCUUUUUUUUUAAGUCUUGCUUUUAGAUGCCCUGGCAGUUUUUAAAGAGACUUCAUAAAUCUGGAUAAUCCCAGCCCUCCAUAACCAACAGUCUAUCCCCCCUGCCACUGAGUUAGCUCAUACAUUUUGUCUUCUUCUGUCUUAACAAGACACCCUGAAUAAACUCUUUUUGAUUUCAA
Molecule: messenger RNA, 776 nt
Organism: Notolabrus celidotus (New Zealand spotty)
Lineage: Eukaryota; Metazoa; Chordata; Actinopteri; Labriformes; Labridae
Product: otoraplin-like
Exons: 4
Coding region: 190-579 (129 amino acids)
Biological process (GO): cartilage condensation
Molecular function (GO): protein binding
Source: RefSeq, a predicted model, not a curated record